GCGAGCGGGCGGGGCGAAUCUGUUGUCUGAGGAUCUUCCCUGCGCUCUGCAAACGCGCCCCAUGAGGCUGCUCUUGAAAAAUGGCUGCAGAAACUGCAAGGGAGGCAGGGGUGUGGAGACAAACCAAAGCUCUUUUAUUCAAGAACUACCUUGUUAAAUGCAGGACUAAGAAGAGUAGUGUGCAGGAAAUCCUUUUUCCACUAUUGUUUCUAUUUUGGCUUAUAUUAAUGAGCAUGAUGCAUCCAAAUAGGAAGUUUGAUGAGGUGCCCAACACUGAUCUUGGUACUUUAGAUCGCUCCACGCUCUUGGACUUCAUUCUUGGAUACACACCAGUGACAAACAUGACAAGAAAAAUCAUGCAGAAAGUGUCUUUUGAAUACUUUGAAGAUGCUGUAAUUACAGAAGAAUUUUUCAGUGAAAAAGAAUUGCAAGAGGCUAGUACUGUUAAUCCCUCAAACUUUGUUGGUGUCGUUUUCAAAGAUUCGAUGUCCUACCAGCUUAGAUUCUUUCCUGUUGCUGUUGCGGUGUCUUCUAUCAAUGUAGAAUCAAGAGCCAGUUGUUCCAGUUUCUCAAAGGGAUGUGAGUCUGUUACAUACUGGCGCUCAGGAUUUGCAGCUCUACAAGCUUGUAUUGAUGCAGCAAUAAUACAGCUGAAGACUAAUCAUUCAGUUUGGGAAGAACUGGAAUCGACUAAAGCUGUUAUUAUGGGAGAGGCUGCUGCUAAGAAAAUCAGUUAUUUUCCUCGAGCAGUUAUUUUAAUUUACCUGGUAAUAGCUUUCUCACCCUUUGGGUACUAUUUGGCAAUUCAUAUUGUGGCAGAAAAGGAGAAGAAGUUGAAGGACUUUUUAAAGAUAAUGGGGCUUCAUGACACCGCCUUUUGGCUGUCUUGGGUUCUACUCUACACAACUCUGAUUUUUGUCAUGUCCAUUCUCAUGGCAGUCAUUGCAACAGCCUCAUCACUAUUUCCCCAAAGUAGCUCCUUUGUGAUAUUUCUUCUUUUUUUCCUGUAUGGAAUAUCCUCAAUUUUCUUUGCUUUCAUGCUGACUCCUCUAUUUAAAAAAUCAAAGCAUGUGGGUAUAGUUGAAUUUUUGGCAACACUGGCUUUUGGUUUUGUGAGUCUCGCUGUUGUCCUGUUGGAUGAUUUUCCGAAGUCUUUUGUAUGGAUUCUAAGCCCCUCGUGUCAGUGUACGUUCUUGAUUGGGAUUGCACAGGUCAUGUAUCUGGAAGAUUAUGAAGAUGGUGCAAUAUUUUCAAAUUUAAAUCAUGGCUCUUAUCCACUAGUUAUUUCUCUUUUUUUACUGGUUCUGGAUAGCAUGUUUUACCUACUUCUAGCUGUUUAUCUUGAUCAGGUCAUUCCAGGUGAGUUUGGAUUACGACGGACAUCAUUUUUCUUUAUGAAGCCCUCAUUUUGGUCAAAGCGUACAAGAAAUUACAAGGAGUUAUAUGAGAGUAGUGUUAAUGGACUCUUAAGUUUCAGUGAGAUGGUUGAACCUGUAUCUUCAGAAUUUCAGGGAAAAGAAGCUAUCAGAAUCAGCUGUGUUCAUAAAACAUUCAGAAAAAAGGGUGAAACUGUGGAGGCUCUCAGAAGUUUAUCCUUUGACAUAUAUGAGGGUCAGAUUACAGCUUUACUUGGGCAUAGUGGAACAGGCAAGACAACACUGAUGAACAUUCUUUGCGGACUCUGCCCUCCUUCUGAUGGGUUUGCAUCUGUCUAUGGACACAGAAUCUCUGAAAUUGAUGAAAUGCUCGAUGUACGAAAGAUAACGGGGUUUUGUCCACAAUUAGAUAUACAUUUUGAUGUAUUAACUGUGGAAGAGAAUUUAUCAAUAUUUGCUCAUAUUAAAGGGAUACCUCCCAAUGCUCUGAUACAAGAGGUGCAGAAAGUGAUGAAUGAUUUGGAUAUGCAGCCCAUCCGAGAUAACCAAGCUAAAAAAUUAAGUGGAGGGCAGAAGAGAAAGCUGUCGAUAGGAAUUGCUAUUCUUGGGAGCCCAAAGGUUUUACUCUUGGAUGAACCAACUGCUGGUAUGGACCCAUGUUCUCGGCACGUUGUUUGGAAUCUCCUGAAAAACAGACAAGCCAAUCGGGUAACAGUAUUCAGUACUCAUUUCAUGGAUGAGGCAGAUAUUCUUGCUGAUCGAAAAGCUGUGAUUUCUCAAGGGACGCUGAAAUGUGUCGGCUCGUCUCUCUUCCUCAAAACCAAAUGGGGAAUUGGCUACCGCUUGAGCAUGCAUAUAGAUGAGUAUUGCAAUACAGAAGCUACAACAGCCUUGAUCAUACAGCAUAUCCCUGGAGCCAGCUUGGUACAACAGAAUGAACAGCAGCUUGUGUAUACCUUACCUUUUAAAGAUGUGGACAAGUUUUCAGGAUUGUUUUCUGAUCUAGACACUCAUUCACAUUUGGGUGUUAUUACUUACGGAGUUUCCAUGACAACGUUGGAGGAUGUGUUCCUGAAGCUGGAAAUUGAAGCAGAAAUUGAUCAAGCAGAUUAUAGCAUAUUUAAUUCCCAAUCAGCAGGCGAGGAAAUGGAUACAAAAUUGCUUGAUGAGAUGGAGCAAACUCUACUGAUACUCUCUGAGACAAAAUCAUCUGCAGUAAGCAAUAAAGCUCUCUGGAAAGAGCAGGUCUCUACUAUAGCAAAGGUUCACUUCCUUAACUUAAGACGUGAAAAUAAGUCAUUGGGACUUAUGUUGUUGCUUUUUUUAGUGUUUCUUGUCAUUCAGAUUUUAAUGUUUCUUAUACAUCACUACUUUAAAAAUCCUAUGGUUCCCAUCAAGCUUUCCCCAGAUUUGUACUUGCUGAAGCCUGGAGAAAAAUACUACAAGUACAAAACAAGUCUCCUCCUUCAGAACUCCACAGGAUCAAAUAUUGAUGAUCUCAUCAGUGCUCUCAGAAGCCAGCAGAUAUUGACUGAGAUGUUCAAUGACAGUGAUUACAUGUCAACUGCACCCCACAGUGCAGCUUUAAAUGUGUCACUUUCAGAAAAGAGCUACAUCUUUACAGCUGUAUUCAACAGUACUAUGGUGCACGCUCUGCCUAUUUUGAUGAACAUCAUUAGUAACCUGUUUCUCCACAAUUUAAAUGUAACUGAGAAUAUUCAAAUCUGGAGUAACCCAUUCAUUCAAGAAAUUGAUGAUACAGUUUUCAGACUGGAGGAUUUUUUUCAAGUGAUGUUACUAGGAAUCAUUGUAACGGGGGUGCCACCAUAUUUUGCCAUGGAAAAUGCAGAAAACCAUAAGAUCAAAGCUUACACUCAACUUAAGAUCUCAGGUCUUUAUCCAUCUGCUUACUGGAGUGGACAAGCAGUCAUUGACUUUCCUUUAUUUUUCAUUAGUGUUGUUCUGAUGAUAGGAAGCUUAUUUGCAUUUCAUCGUGGUGUUUAUUUUGAUACUUGGAAGUUCCUUGCUAUUAUCUUCUGCCUUAUUGGCUAUGUACCAUCAGUAGUGCUGUUCACUUACGUGCUCUCUUUCACCUUUAAAAAAGUGCAAAAUGCCAAAGAAUUUUGGUCAUUUAUUUUUUCAAUGACUGCUUUGAUCUCUACUGUUGUCACUGAAGUGGCAUUCUUUAUGAGAUAUUUCAUGGUAACCACCAUUUUUCAUUAUGUGUUCUGUGCCUUCAUACCAAUCUAUCCUCUUAUUGGAUGCCUGAUUAGUUUUAUAAAGGUAUCACGGAAACACCUACAAAAGAAUGAAAAAUACCAUGAGCCCUGGGACAAACUCUUGGUACCAGUUAUCGCGCCUUAUUUGCAAUGUGUGGUGUGGCUGUUCCUCCUGCGAUAUCUUGAAGUGAAAAAUGGAGGUAAAUCGAUAAGAGAAGACCCAUUUUUCAGAACUUCUACGAAGAUCAAAACAUGGAAAUUUCGAGAUGAUCCACAUAAUGAGAAUGAGGAUGAAGAUGUAAAGGCAGAGAGAUUGUGGGUCAAAGAAAUGACAACCUGCCAGAGCUGUGAUGAGAAACCAGCAAUUCUGGUCAACAGUCUGCAUAAAGAAUAUGAUGAAAGGAAAGAUUUUCUUCUUGGGAGAAAAAUAAAGAAAGUGGCAACUAAACACGUCUCUUUUUGUGUAAAAAAAGGAGAAAUACUUGGAUUGCUAGGACCAAAUGGAGCUGGGAAAAGCACCCUGAUUAAUAUGCUGGUGGGAGACAUUGAACCAACUGCUGGUCAGGUGCUGAUAGGAGACUGUUCUUUAGGAUUGAAUAGUGACGAUAAUUCUGCUAAAUUUGUGGGAUAUUGUCCUCAAAUAAAUCCACUAUGGCCUGAUAUUACAUUGCAGGAGCAUUUUGAAAUAUAUGGAUCUAUCAAAGGAAUGAGUAAAACUGAUGUGGAAGAAAUCAUAAAACGCAUUGCAAGGGCCCUUGAAUUGAAAACCCAUCUACAGAAAACGACGAAGAAAUUAUCAGUUGGAAUUAAGCGCAAGUUAUGUUUUGCGCUAAGUAUGCUGGGUAAUCCCCAGAUUACAUUGCUAGAUGAACCAUCUACUGGUAUGGAUCCUAAAGCGAAACAGCACAUUUGGAUGGCAAUUCGAGCAGCAUUUAAAAGCAAAGAGAGAGCAGCUAUUCUGACCACUCAUUAUAUGGAAGAGGCUGAAGCUGUGUGUGAUCGAGUUGCAAUCCUGGUGUCUGGACGGUUAAGAUGUAUUGGUUCAGUUCAGCAUCUAAAGAGUAAAUUUGGCAGAGGCUAUUUCUUGGAAAUGAAAUUAAAAGAAACAGCAGACGUACAACAGAUGGAGUUUCUUCGCAGGCAAAUUUUGCACAUCUUCCCAAAUGCAUCUCAUCAGGAAAGUUUUGCCUCCAUUUUGGCAUAUAAAAUUCCUAAGGAAGAUGUACAGUCACUCUCUCAGUCUUUUUUGAAACUGGAAGAAGCAAAACAUGCCUUUAAUAUCGAGGAGUACAGCUUUUCUCAAGCAACUCUGGAACAGGUUUUUGUGGAACUUGCUAAAGAACAAGAGGAAGAUAACAAUUUCGGAACCUUAAACAGCACGCUUUGGUGGGAAAGAAGACAGGAAGAUAGGGUCAUUUUUUGAGUUCUUUAAAUACUGUAGGAGUCAAUAGAUGUACACUGCAGUUCACGUUUGUCUGACUGUUUGUUUGUUUCUUGUAAUGUGUGCUGAGUACUAAGAAAGCAGUUGAGAUUGAGAAAAAUAUCUGACUUGGAAAAACAAAAAUAAUAUUUGGAAACUUUGAGCAUGUUUCCCCUUCCUGGCCUUAUCUGUCGAUAUUAUGCAAGUGUGGGGAGUGCCUUUAUUUGUGAGGACUCUCAUCGCUAGCAUGUAAUUUGUCUGUUUUUUUAAAUUUCUGAUCCACUCACCUAACUCUGUCCUGUUUGGAAGCAAAAUGGUAAAUAACAAUUUAGUUCUUUAUAAUUUCCUGUUUGUUUUGGUCAGUCUGUGCUCUGUGCUUCUAGAAAUUCCAACCUUGAGCUUGUUCAGCUAUUCAAUAUGUAAUGUCAGUAUAUAAUUGAUCAACUCCAGGAUCAAACUUCUGCCUUGCUUAUCUUUCAAGAGGCAGCUUCCAUCAAAGGCAGAGGUCCACAGAACCAGGACAACAGCACUGGAAAAGAGUCACAAAAGCAGAAGUCAGCAAAGAGGAUAUACCAAUGCCAGAAGUCAAUGACUUGUCUGAGUUGGAGUAAACAUGUAGCUAUAAGGUGGAUGUUCAAAGAAGGUCAAUUUUGAGUUUUAACUGCCUGAUAGUGUUCUGCUAAGCUUUAUUGUCACAUCCUGUGCAUAAAAUUCCAUGUAGCAUACAUUGCUCUGCAGACUUAACUGCCUGAUUCCAGGAUUCAUCAUGGAAUAUGAUGCUGGUUAGUUCAGCCUAAAUUGUUUAUAUGAUACCAGAUACCAAUACCUAAAAUUCUGUUAACCUGUAGGCUGUCUUUAAAUUCCCAUUGGAUCCUGCUGAUCAAAAUCCUGAUACUCCUGUUUGGUAUGUACAUUUCAGGUCAGCUCUCCUUAUCCAAAAUAAUCAAUAUAAUACAACAGUGCCUCUAUUAUGGAUCCUACUCCAUCACCAUUCAUCACUAAAUAGGGCCCUAACUUAUAUAAUAAACUUAGCUUGGGAUCCACUCAACAUAAAAGUAUUUACACGUUAGUAUAAUAUGGCACGUGGUUAAUCGUUAUGUACCUUUUUAAUGUAAAUUGGCAGGUGUAACUCUAAUCAAGUUACCUUUGCAGGUUGCAUAAAAAUGUAUCAUGCAUGCACUUGUAAGUUUAAAUGUGGUUUGCAAAGAUGGAUAGGUUCCUUUCAGUCUCUAUUUGAAAAAGCAUGAACACCAAAUGAAUAUAUCUUUAUGGAAUUUGCAUAAAUGUGAGCAUUUCUAAUUGUAUUCUUUGAUAAAACAACCUGUUUUAUUGAACACAUUUUCUAACACAUGUUUAAAAGGCGUUUAUUUAGAUGUGUUCAUUUUUUGUGACAGCAAAUUUACAGGCUUGUGCACCAAUACUCUCUAACAUAUCUUUUUUGCAAUAGUAAUGAGGCAAUACAAUACAUGUCCAGUUCACUGACAGUGCUUUCUUAUUUCUAUCAUGCUCGUUUUCUCUCACCAUAAAUCAAAAAGAGUAAGCUCCAAAUGCAGAUAUUGUCUUGUCGCUAAGAUUACUUUUGUUUGCUUUCUGGCAAAAUUGUUCUUAGAGAAGAAAUAAUAAGAGAGCCCAUGUGUGGUUCUACAUCCUUAGAUCUGAGAGCAAAUAUUUAUCCUGUUUGUGAUUUCAAAGAAAAAUAUUUUUGAUUUAAAAUUGAAAGAAUUGAUUAAUCUAAUUGGCUAUUUAUUCUGAACUUUUUAGAAUCAAAAUUCAGGUUUUUGAACAAUUGAUUGCAUUGUAGAAUGUAAUAAUUGAAAUGCAUUGUGCAAAUACUCUGUAUAUCUGAAGACACAUGACACAUAAGACAUAUCAGUUAUAUAUGUUUACUUUAAGAUUAGAAAGUCUUAUCAUCUUCCUUUCUGAAAUGUUCAAAACUCGGAAAACUAUGCUAUAAAUCAAAGUUUUAUGCUCCCAAACAUUGUGUCCCAUUGGGCAAUAAUUAAUGUAAAAUUGAUUGAUUGCUUAAUUCUGUCUGUGUAGGCUUCCAUUUAUUUCAGUGCAAGUCUUAUAAUUGACAGAGGGGGCAGGAGUGAGCCCGAUAUGUGUAUAGUUUUUGCUUCUUUCUCUGUACAUCUAGGAUUGCAUGGAAUUAUGUGGAUCUUGUUUUCUUACAUAUUGUACUUGAGCCUGUGAAUCCCACUUAGACCUUGAUACCCUGCAUGGUGCCGCUACGCUGAGUGGGAAGGGAGAGAGUGCAUUGCCUUUCAGGAGCUGGUAUACGGUCAGUCUGUCCACUUUAAUAAGCCAUAUAUAGUGGAACCAUCUUGCACUGAAAUAUGAAGUAAUGUAUAUUGAAAUAGAAUGAUUAUCUGCUGAAUUGUUUUAAGGCACUGACUGGGCCAAAUUCUGUUACAUUGAUGGAAUCCUAUUGCUAUUGUUGUAAUGUAUUUAUUUAACAUUUAUAUUGCAGUAGCAUCUAGAGGAGGGGUCGGCAACCUUUCAGAAGUGAUGU
Chelonoidis abingdonii (Abingdon island giant tortoise) is the source of this 7527-nucleotide messenger RNA. It is a transcript of the gene ABCA5, whose product is annotated as ATP binding cassette subfamily A member 5. Gene Ontology annotation, cellular component: membrane; late endosome. Gene Ontology annotation, biological process: lipid transport; transmembrane transport. Gene Ontology annotation, molecular function: ATP binding; lipid carrier activity; ATP hydrolysis activity. NCBI's taxonomy places the organism in Eukaryota, Metazoa, Chordata, Testudines, Testudinidae. The record is from RefSeq and is a predicted model, not a curated record.